AUGACGGACCUAGAUAACAGCCUACCAAUCGUCCUCUACCACUAUUACUACUCGCCUUACGCCCAGAGAGUAGUUUGGUAUCUCAACCUCCGCGGCAUCCCAUACAGCCAAUGUCUCCAACCGCCCAUCAUGCCCCGCCCAGACCUCGCCAGGCUGGGCGUCAACCACCGGCGCAUCCCCAUCCUCUCCAUCGGGCGCGACGUCUACCUCGACACGCGCCUCAUCAUCGACAAGCUCGAGCAGGCGACCGACCUGCCCUGCGCCCGGGGCCCGCUCGGCAGCCCGGCCGGCGGCGGCGGCGGCGGCAAGGCGUCGUCGCCCGAGCACCGCGCCCUCGAGCAGCUGCUGCGCAUCUUCGUCGUCGACGGCGGCGUCUUCGCCCGCGCCGCGCAGCUCAUCCCGCACGACCUGCCGCUCAUGCGCGACCGGCGCUUCGUGCGCGACCGCAACGCCUUCUUCCCGGGCGGCGUGGCGCCGCGGGAGCUGCAGCCCGAGGCGCUGACCGAGGUCCAGGCCGCGAUGCGGCUGCUCGAGUCGACGCUGCUGUCCGACGGCCGGGCGUGGCUGCUCGGCGGCGGCGGCGGCGGCGGCGGCGGCGGCGCCGAGGAGGAGGCCGAGGGCCCGAGCCUCGCGGACCUCGAGGCCGUCUGGCCGCUCGUCUGGCUGACGACGCUGCCGGGCGCCUUGCCCGCCGACCGCGUCUCGGCGGCGCAGUACCCGCGCGUGUGGGCCUGGAUGGACCGCUUCAAGGCGGCGGUCAAGCGGGCCGCGCCGGGGGGGAAGCCGCCCACGAUCAAGGGGGAGCAGGCGGCCGAGGCGGUCGUCAACUCGCCGUUCCGGGAGGCCUCGGGCGCCAUCGACGGGGACGACGCGACGGUCCGGGCGGACGGCUUGGCCAAGGGCCAGGUGGUGACGGUGUGGCCGCUCGACUCGGGCUCCUCGGGCAGGGACGUGGGCAGGCUGGUGAGCAUCGACGAGAGGGAGGUCGUCAUCGAGGUGGACGUGCCGGGCUCGUCCUCAGGGGCGAGCGUGCGGGUCCACGCACCGCGGCGUGGGUUUAGGGUCCGGCCUCAUGUCGCUGAGCCGGCGGCUGCUAACCUGUGA
Thyridium curvatum is the source of this 1104-nucleotide messenger RNA. RefSeq lists its product as uncharacterized. The transcript has 2 exons. The record is from RefSeq and is a predicted model, not a curated record. Bases 1 to 1104 code for a protein of 367 amino acids. Lineage: Eukaryota; Fungi; Ascomycota; Sordariomycetes; Thyridiales; Thyridiaceae.